AUGGUUUCCUACACUGAAAUCAAAGCCUCCAACUCUCUCAUCAACGAUGUCACAGCCCCAAGCGUUGCCGUCUUUGUCGGCGGCACGUCAGGCAUCGGCAAGCUCACAGUGAAAGCCCUCGUCGCAACCGGUUCCAGCGUCAGAAUCUACCUGAUUGGACGCAAGAGCUCUGAAGAGCGGUCGCGCGCUUUCAUCGAGGAACUACGCGUCGUCAACCCCAAGGCUGAAGUCAUUUGGACUGAGGGCGAUGUCUCGCUGCUUGCGGAAACAAAGAGGUUGUGCGACGUUAUCAAGAGCAAAGAGUCACGCAUUGACUUGUUGUUCCUUACCCCGGGCUAUGCACCAUUUGGCACUCGCGAGGAGACCUCCGAGGGCCUGGAAAUCGUCCAGAGUUUGGCAUACUACUCGCGAAUGCUCUUCAUCCUCCAUUUUCUUCCUCUCCUCCGCGAAGCCGAAGCCCCAAGAGUGGUCGGCGUCCUGGGAGGCGGGCUAGAAACAACCUCCCUGGAACUCGAUGACAUUGACCUCAAGAAGCCUGAGAAUUUUGGCCCCAGAAAGGUCCAGCUUCAGGUCCUCACGAUGAACACAACGACUCUGGACAAACUAGCUGCCGAAAACCCCAAUGUGACCUUCAUCCACUCUUGGCCUGGAUGGGUCAACACGGGAAACGUGAACAGGGGCGUUGAUCAGGGCACUUUCAUGUCCUGGUUCGUCUGGCUUAUCCUCGAGCCUCUCAUCUCUCUAUUCUCAUUCAGCGACGAAGAGUCUGCACAGAGGCAUUUGUUCCAGAGUACCAGUGCUGCCUUUGGGGGUCGUGGAGUGCCGUGGAAUGGUAAGCAGGGUGUGAAUUCGCAGGAGAAGCAGGAGAAUGGGUUGUUUAUCGUCAACUACAAGUGCGACUGCACUCCCAAUGCAAAGGUUGUGUCUGCACUCCGGGAGAAGGCACAGAAAAGGGUUUGGGACCACACGCAGGAAGUUCUUGGGCCAUACCUGUAA
Molecule: messenger RNA, 996 nt
Organism: Fusarium keratoplasticum
Lineage: Eukaryota; Fungi; Ascomycota; Sordariomycetes; Hypocreales; Nectriaceae
Exons: 1
Coding region: 1-996 (331 amino acids)
Biological process (GO): secondary metabolic process
Source: RefSeq, a predicted model, not a curated record